Chondrus crispus (carragheen) is the source of this 4277-nucleotide messenger RNA. RefSeq names its product WD40-repeat containing protein. The record is from RefSeq and is a predicted model, not a curated record. The coding region runs from base 1 to 4110 and encodes 1369 amino acids. Gene Ontology annotation, biological process: signal transduction. The transcript is spliced from 2 exons. Gene Ontology annotation, molecular function: ADP binding; protein binding. NCBI's taxonomy places the organism in Eukaryota, Rhodophyta, Florideophyceae, Gigartinales, Gigartinaceae.
AUGGAGCCCGGGGACUGCGGAGAGGAUGAAAUGACGAAGGCUAUGGAGUCUGCGAAGGUCGGUGUUUUCAUACUUUCUCCCGAGUUUGCAGCUCGAAAAUGGACAAUGAGGGAACUGCGGUGCUUCCUGCGCCGACGAAAAGAAGCGAUAAGCAGUGGGAUGCGGCCACCGACAUUGAUUCCGGUUUUUUACAGAUUAAGUAUUCGGGAAUGCAGAGAGCUGGAGCCCGAUCGGUACCGGGAUGAUGAAGGAAGGAAUAUUUUUGAAGUUGAGAAGUUUUUCAGCGAGGAACGACAGCACGAAGCGAGCACGGAUACGGUGAAGGGGGAGCUAAAAGAGCUGGCAGGUAUUACUGGGAUUGAAAAUGACGGCGGGGCAACAAACCUGCCGGAAGAUGAAUUCGCCCAUCCUGCAAGGGAACAUCUUGUGAAACGAGUGUUUCUGUGGGUGAAAAAGAAAAGUGAGGAGGACUCAAGUGAUGAGCAAGAAGCCGACCACCUUCACGAUCUUAUUCCACGAGCAAGCACGAGCAUCGAUACUCACGUGGCGGUCAAGCAAGGAGCGGACCGCUGUAUUCAACAAGUAAGCGCGGCCGUCGAGUCGACCAGGGGAGGCACGGGAGAUACCUUCAGGGCGUCGAUAAGAGCCGAACAUAAUCCUGCGUCGAUAUGUGUGAAGCUUGAUUCUCGGGGGAGCGAUGGAUUACCAAACACGUGUGAGUCGCGUCUAAAAGCGGCUGUGCUCCGAAGAGAUAGGAACAAGCAAGUGGGUGCGACAGCAGUGGGACAGGGCGGAGUCGGGAAGACAUGUGCCCUGCGGGCGAUCGCGCAUGACGAUAAGAUUAUGGAAGAGUUUUCGGGAGGAGUGUACUUCAUGUCGUUGGGGAAAGACGGAAACGUGGGACGGCUGAUUGAAGAACUGUGUCUGAUUGUGGAAGCGUCUGGUGGCAAGCAGACGGCUGCGGAAAUGCGGGAGCAGAGCGAGUUUGGAAGGGUGUUAACGAAGGUACAAGCGUGGUUUUGCAGGCAUGUGUGUCUGUUCAUCAUUGAUGAUGUGUGGGUGGUGAAUGAUAUAGACGCGAACAUCCUUCAAAAGUUGUCUGUUCUGGCUGAGACUGCGGGGGGCAGCGGGGGAAGGAGGAGCAGACUCCUGUACUCUACGAGGGAUAGGGAGCUGCGUCAGAUUGGAGAGCGGGUUGCUUUCGAGCCGAGGGAGAAUGUAGGGAAAGAAGCAGUUGAGAUGCUUGUGCACGCGAGUGAGGCGAAUCGAGAGGAAGUGGAUAAUGCGAGAUGCAAGGAGGCCGUGCGUGAAAUACUGGAAAUGUGUGGGGGAUUGCCGCUUGCCCUAAACGUAGCCGGAACGAGUGUGAGGUACAUGAGGGAAAGAUGGGAGGGAGAAGUGUCAGAAGCAUGGGGGGCGUACCUUUCGAGGAUGAAGAGGCGUAACACGAUUCGCGGUGAGAGUCCGAAGGACGGAUAUUUGUCGUUGGAUGGGACAUUGCACACGUCACUAGAUAUCCUGGAGUCGGCGGAUGUGGGAAGCAGUGGGGAGACGGUUGGUGAUUUUUCGUUUCGAAAGAUGCACCGGAGUCUGUGUGUUAUGAAGAAGCAAGACUGGAUACCUUUGUGUUUGGUUGGAGAUUUGUGGGAGAUGGAGGAGUGGACGGAAAGGUGUGCAAAGGAGAUGGAAAGGGUUAGAUUAGUAGAAUUGCAGUAUAAGAAGGGUUGUGGUGGGUUGCGGGUGCAUGAUCUGACGCACGAUUUCGCGGUGCAAGAAGCGAAGAAGAAGGAGGGUGUAGAAGAGUGGUAUAAGAAGAUGGGGGAUAUAUGCAGUGCAGGAGGAGGGUUGCUUGCAAUGAGUGAGGGCCGAGAUGGAGAGGGCAAGAGCGGACGGGAGGAGUAUGUUUUCGAGAACAUAUAUCGUGUUCUGAGACAGGGUGGGUGUGUAGAGGAGCUGAAGAGAUUAUUUUUGAGUGCGCGAUGGGUGAAGACAGUGGUACAGAGAGGCGGGGUUUGGCAAUACGAGGAAGCUGUGAAGGGGUUGAGUAGAGAUUUGAAGCGGAAAAGAGGAAGUGGGCAGGAGGUGGGAAGGGUAGGGGUAAAUGAGGAUGCAGUGGAUGGGAUGUUUUUGAUGAUGUCGAAGAGACUAUUUUUGAGUGCGCGAUGGGUGAAGACAGUGCUACAGAGAGGCGGGCUUUGGCCAUACGAGGAAGCCGUGAAGGGAUUGAGUAGAGAUGAGGAUACAGUGGAUGGGAUGGUUUUGAUGAUGCGGGCUGCGCGACUGAGUGUACCGUUUUGUGGUGAAAGUAGUGCCGGGAUUUACUUUCAACUAUAUGGGCGAGUGAAGCACAAGGCACGGGAAUCAGGUUGUGUGCGAAAGAUCCUGGAAGAAAUCGAGAAAUACGCACCACGGCCGUGGGUGCGGCCUGUGAGUGAGUGUGUAGCGCGAGCCGAUGGAAGGUUGGUGGAGCAGAUUGUUCUGCCGUAUGAUAGUACAGGAGAAAUUGAAGUCGGCAUAGAUUCCAGGGGUGCAGUGUUUGGAUGUCAGGUGGAGGAGUCCGGGGGAGAAGUAACAGUUUGCACGCAAUCUGCUGAGAAGGAGACGAAGAUGGUUCGAUUAGAGCUUGGAGCAAGCAGGCGCGAAAGGGGUUUGCAGGAAAAUUUUGGGAUGCGCAUUGGAAUUGUAACCCCCGAAGAGACUGGAGAAAACCCGAGCGUGACGAGCGCUACCUGCGCAACAUUCUGUGAGAGGAAGGGGUAUGUUGUUGUGGGAUAUGAAGACGGGACGUUAAGGGUGUGGAGUACAUCGGAGAGGAAAGUAUUGAGAAGUUUCCGCGGUCGUAGGUCGAAAGUGCAUUGCGUUGCGAUGAGUAGGGACGGAAGACGUGUGGUAUCUGGAUCGGGGGACAUGAGCGUGCGGGUGUGGGACGUGGAGACGGGAGAACAAGUCGGGGAGGUAUUAGUUGGACACACGGAUGUGGUGUUGAGCGUUGCGAUGAGUGGGGACGGAAGACGUGUGGUAUCUGGAUCGUUUGACAAGAGCGUGCGGGUGUGGAACGUGGAGACGGGAGCACAAGUCGGGGAGGCGUUAGUUGGACACAUGGGUUGGGUGCUUAGCGUUGCGAUGAGUGGGGACGGAAGACGUGUGGUAUCUGGAUCCCGGGACAAGAGCGUGCGGGUGUGGGACGUGGAGACGGGAGCACAAGUCGGGGAGGCGUUAGUUGGACACACCGGUUGGGUGCUUAGCGUUGCGAUGAGUCGGGACGGAAGACGUGUGGUAUCUGGAUCCCGGGACAAGGGCGUGCGGGUGUGGGACGUGGAGACGGGAGCACAAGUCGGGGAGGCGUUAGUUGGACACACGGGUUGGGUGUGGAGCGUUGCGAUGAGUCGGGACGGAAGACGUGUGGUAUCCGGAUCCAAGGACAAGAGCGUGCGGGUGUGGGACGUGGAGACGGGAGCACAAGUCGGGGAGGCGUUAGUUGGACACACCGGUUGGGUGUGGAGCGUUGCGAUGAGUGGGGACGGAAGACGUGUGGUAUCUGGAUCCCGGGACAGGAGCGUGCGGGUGUGGGACGUGGAGACGGGAGCACAAGUCGGGGAGGCGUUAGUUGGACACACCGGUUGGGUGUGGAGCGUUGCGAUGAGUGGGGACGGAAGACGUGUGGUAUCUGGAUCCCGGGACAAGAGCGUACGGGUGUGGGACGUGGAGACGGGAGCACAAGUCGGGGAGGCGUUAGUUGGACACACGGGUUCGGUGUGGAGCGUUGCGAUGAGUGGGGACGGAAGACGUGUGGUAUCUGGAUCCCGGGACAAGAGCGUGCGGGUGUGGGACGUGGAGAGAGGGAUUACACUUCAUACCGGGAGGGAAGAAGAUUGGGAUGAAAUCACGAGUCGGUUCCUGAAGACGGCAGACUUGAGUACUGCUUCUCGUGCAAGACGAACAUCACAAAUAUUUGCAAGGGACGGAGGAAUUGUGCAAAGGCGAGAGGAUGGGUCUGAGGCUGUCUUGGCCCAGUUGGACAAUGCAAGAGACUUGCAGAUAGACCACGAUCACGAGGUCGCAGUUGCAAGGAUGGGCCAUCUGGUUGCUAUCAUGAAGCUAGUUGUGUAGCUAGUUGUAUAAGUAUCAAAGUGCGAUGGCCGCUUGGCGCCCGAGACAUUAGUAAUGCGUUUGCAACUGUUCGCGGUAGUUCUGUAGUGGGCUGUAGUGGGGAGGUUGUUUGUUUGUUAUGAAUGCGUGAGAAGGUUGCUUGAUGGACGUAGCAGUCCAUGUAUGUG